AUUUCACAAUAUUAUGGCAAAUUUCUUAGGAGAAAGUUAUAUGGAUAUUGAUGAUCCAGAAGUUCACGAAGAUAAUGACGUUGACAUGAUUAUUGAAUCUUCGAGUAACAAAGAGGACGAUAAAGAACGUAACUUUUGGAAAGGCAGCACUAAUGCUAAACCAGACAAAUUUGAAAUUGAAGAAGGCUCGUUGGAGCUUUUACGCGUUUUUUAUAAGCGAUUUUUCCCAUAUAAAACUUAUUGUUAUUGGUUAAAUUAUAGUAUAGAUCCGAUGGACAAACCAUUCCAAAAUCGCGAAUUUAAUUUUGUUAAACCUGGUGAUGAUGAAGUUUAUAUGCGAUACCUUUCAUUCGAUACUAUCGAAGAAUUCAAAAAUGAAGUUUUAAGAGUUUGUCCAAAAAAAAUUGAUAUUGGCGCGGUCUUCACAGCUAAACCCAAAGAAAAAAAAUCAUUGAAACUUUCAGCCUUAAAGCCUGUUGAAAAAGAAUUGAUUUUUGAUAUAGAUAUGAAUGAUUAUGAUGAAUUCCGAACCUGUUGCAGUGGCGCCACUAUUUGUGAAAAAUGCUGGCAAUUAAUAGCGGUUGCUAUUAAAAUAUUAGACUCAGCUUUAAGAGAGGAUUUUGGUUUUAAAUACUUGCUCUGGGUAUAUUCUGGCCGUCGUGGAGUACAUUGUUGGGUUUGUGAUGAACGGGCACGUAAAUUAAGCGAUGACGAAAGAAAGUCAAUAGCUUCAUAUUUAGGAGUUAUUAAGGGAGGUGCACAACAAAACAAAAAAGUGCAUUUGUAUAAGAAUUCGUUACAUCCUUCAUUAACUCGCGCUCAUAAAAUAAUUGAGGAAUACUUUGAACGAGUUAUUUUGGAGGAUCAAGAAGUAUUGAAAGAUGAACGGGAAUGGACAAAAGUUCUCGAAUGUAUUCCAGAUGAUGGCGUAAGACGUAGGUUGGAUGAUGACUGGAGAAAAAAUUCUUCUAGGCAUUCGACUGAAAAAUGGGAUAAUUUGCUUGCAGAACUAGAAAGUUCUACAAAAAUGACAAAGAAUCAAAAGAAAGCUGAUUCACUUAGAGUUUGUAAAAUUGAAAUUAUGCUUCAAUACUUAUAUCCGAGACUUGACGAAGCAGUUUCUACAAAAAUGAUUCAUUUGUUGAAAAGCCCGUUUUGUGUUCAUCCAAGCACCGGGCGAGUGUGUGUACCGAUAAUACCAGAAGAAUGUGAAAACUUUAACCCUAUGGUAGUUCCUACGAUCUCCUCACUAUAUAAUGAAAUUAAUGAUUAUGAUAGGAGUCACGUAAAAAAUGACGGAGAAAGAAGCUUACAUGAUUAUGAAAAGACUUCUCUUAGUCCAUAUAUCAAGUAUUUUGAUAAAUUCGUCCAGAGUAUACUGAAAGAAACUUUGGCAAAGAAUAAAGCUGCCAUGCAAAUGUCUAUGGAAUUCUGAAUUCAGAUUACUAAAAGGGUAAUAUUGAAUUGCUGAUUCAUUAUUUUGUUAUAAACAAUAUUUUAAUUAGAGAGGAGUUUAUUAACGAUUUUCUUUUUAAAUAUCAAUU
This is a messenger RNA of Rhizophagus irregularis DAOM 181602=DAOM 197198, 1544 nucleotides long. RefSeq lists its product as uncharacterized. Gene Ontology annotation, cellular component: alpha DNA polymerase:primase complex. The record is from RefSeq and is a predicted model, not a curated record. NCBI's taxonomy places the organism in Eukaryota, Fungi, Glomeromycota, Glomeromycetes, Glomerales, Glomeraceae. Gene Ontology annotation, biological process: DNA replication, synthesis of primer.